Molecule: messenger RNA, 1497 nt
Organism: Penicillium vulpinum
Lineage: Eukaryota; Fungi; Ascomycota; Eurotiomycetes; Eurotiales; Aspergillaceae
Product: MCT family MFS transporter
Exons: 5
Coding region: 1-1497 (498 amino acids)
Biological process (GO): transmembrane transport
Cellular component (GO): fungal-type vacuole membrane
Molecular function (GO): transmembrane transporter activity
Source: RefSeq, a predicted model, not a curated record
AUGAACUCACUGAGACUAAUGCAAACCCUUAUCAUCAAAUUGUUGAGCUCAAAGUCUCACCUCAGUAUCCAUCUGUCGAGGGUCAAGAAUAUCAUUAUGCAAAAUUCCACCAUAUCUGUGCAACAGGCAGUACAAGAGCCAUGGCAAUCAGCCUCGACAAGUGUGUCUGGAUAUCCCUCUGGACACAACACAAACCUCGACGAAGAAGCUCCCCGGUCGGCAUUUUCCAUUAUCGAACCCCCAGCCGAGCUAUCCACACUGACCACCCAUCUCACCGGUCAUAGUACCGAUGAGACAUUCCCAGACGGAGGACUGCAAGCAUGGUGUGUUGUGAUGGGGUCAUUUUGUCUCUUGAUGGGUACAUUCGGCGUGAUGAAUACGACCGGAAUUCUGCAAAAUUACUUCGCUACUCACCAGCUAGCGAGCUACUCGCCUAGUGCAAUCGGCUGGAUUCCGGGACUGUUCACCUUCUUUGGCCUGGGUGUUUCUGUCCAGGUUGGGCCGAUGUUUGAUCGAUAUGGGCCUAGGACGAUUCUGAUCACUGGUACUGUAUGCUAUGUGGCUGGUCUUCUUCUCCUUGCUGAAAGCCAUCUUUACUGGCAUUUUGUUCUUACUCUUGGUGUUCUCUCUGGAACUGGUGCCGCGCUCUUGAGCACGGUGGCGUUGGCCAGUGUACCUCAAUGGUUCGAUCAAAAGGCAGCUCUUGCUAUUGGGAUUUCGAUGUCGGGUGCGGGACUCGGUGGUGUGGUGCUUCCCUUUGUGCUCAGAGCCGGAUUCACCAAUUUGGGAUAUAAGUGGACGAUUCGAUUGCUGGCUUUUCUGGUGCUGGUAUUGUGUAUGGUUGGAACAGUUCUGGUGAAGGCACGUCUUCCGAAGGGCAGAAGUAAAUCAACUGUCAACCUGCGUUCUUUGCAAGAUCCAAGGUUUACCUGGCUGACAUUGGGCAUCUUUGCUCUCGAGUUGGAGGUUUUCGCUGGCAUAGGCCUUUAUCCAACCUAUGUUAUUAUGCAGGGGUUUUCUACCAAUACCAGUGUCAUUCUUCUCGCUGUUCUAAAUAUAGCCUCCACGGUAGGACGUUUGGGGGCCGGAGGUGUGGCUGAUCGGUUUGGCAGAAUCAACACGCAGACCGCACUUAUUGCUGUGGGUGCAUUUGCAGUGUUUGUGAUCUGGCUCCCCUUCGGUAAUUCCCUGGCAGGACUUUACAUGUUCUCGGUUAUCUUUGGGCUUGCUUCAGGAUCAUUUCUGAGUCUUGCACCGGCCUGUAUUGGGCAGAUCUCCAAGGCGAGCGAGGUCGGUGGAAGGUUCGGGCUGACAUAUUCUAUUGUCAGUUUUGCCACACUAAUCUGUAUCCCCAUUGGCGGUGAGAUGCUUGACAAAGUCGGGAAGAGAGCCAUGGUGGCUUAUUUGGGAAGUGUUUUGAUAGUCUCACUUGGUUUGUUCGUGAUGGCGAGAUGGGCCUGUUUGAGCUACCGGUGGAGGUGGCAGGCAAAGAUCUAG